Molecule: messenger RNA, 2724 nt
Organism: Radiomyces spectabilis
Lineage: Eukaryota; Fungi; Mucoromycota; Mucoromycetes; Mucorales; Radiomycetaceae
Exons: 12
Coding region: 135-2378 (747 amino acids)
Molecular function (GO): MAP kinase scaffold activity
Source: RefSeq, a predicted model, not a curated record
CUUUCAUUUGUUGCACAAAAAUCCAUUAGCGUGGACUCCUAACAAGUUCUUUUCUUUUUUCUUUUUUUCUCUCUUUAUCGUUUCCUCUUUUCUUUUUUUUUUUCAUUAAAGUACAGUGAACAAUACUGGAUAAAAUGACAUUAUGCGUUCAAUCGGCACCCGGAUCACCGGACGAAUGGAGUCCUCGUUCCAAAGCGAAUUCCACCUCUUCACGAGCGCAUUCGUCCACAUCGGCAUCGAGCCGGUCAUUUAGCGCGGCAGGCUACGACGCUAUUGCCCGCACCUAUUAUCACGAGUUGCGCACUUACCUGGCUUCUUUUCUCGCUAAAGAGGCCGCGGAAGGACCGCAUCCUCAACGAGUGGCUGCACGUCAAAAAUUAGCUCGAUUGCAUAAUCACCAGUUUCACGAAUUAGCCAUGGACGUCUAUGACGAAUUGAUGAGGCGAAAAAUGGAUGAUAAACAAGUCCCUUUCUUGGCUGUGCGUGAAGAAUUCCAUCCCAAACGAAAUCAAGCAAGACAAAAAUUAGCCACGCUGCCAGUGUUCCGAUUCAAAGAUCUGGCCAGUGACGUGUUUUAUGCUCUGACGCGUCGUUAUCCGCAAAUCACCGAUGCAGAGGAUCACGAGUGGCAACCAUUACCCCCGUUACCUACGAGCAGUGUGUCGUCUCCGCAACCGCAACGGUCACCACCUGCGCCACCGGCCAUGAAUACGAGUCAAGCCACCAAUAUCGUUCCUGCCAAAGGCACAUUCAACCUGGAACCUGUUGAUGUCUCGGGGUCCGACGAUGAAACCAUGAGCGAUAACAGUCCCUUGGGAAAUUACAUCACACAAAGAAAGAACAGUGCCAUUGGCAAUGAAUCCAGUCGCACUUCGUAUUCCGCCAAACUUCCUCCCAUGCCAAGACCCUCGGUGAGCUCUCCUACCACAGCCAAAGAAGGCGACGAUACACUUGACAGCCUCAUGGCUGAUUUGGGCAACAUGGUCGCACAGCAUCCAAGUCCCUCCAAACCAGAAAAGUCGUCUUACACAGAUAUGCACAAAGCGCCUCAGCGGAUAGAAGCGGGAACCGACGGUGCAUGGGCUGAUUAUGAGCAUCGAAUCGCGGUGUUAACGCGUCGCGUGCACGAACUCGAGACAGAAGUGGCGCCUAGUAACCAAUCACAAUCCACGAUCCGUCCCACCGAACUAGACCGGUUAAAAAAAAUAGAAGAAGAGUAUCACCGACUUCAAAACGAAAACCGGGGACAUCAGCGCCUUAUGCGUGAAGUGAAAGACGAAACGUCGGAGCUGCUGAAGGAGCUGAAAGUACUGGCCUCUGAAAACGACGAAUUACGUGCCGAAAAAGAACGAGCCGACGCCCGGAUUCGGUAUCUGGCCGAAGAGGCAAGAAAAUGGGAGGAUAAAUAUGAAAAGGCACGAUUGGAAUUAAGGAACCUCAAAGCCUCCUCGACGUAUGGUGCACCCAAAUGUGAUCUUUCUCAAACGGGAUUCAUCCAACCAACAAAAGAAGGCGUCAUUCAGCAUGCUCACAUCAUUGCGUACCAAGCUGCCAUAGACGAAUUAUUACAGGUAGCAAGGUCCAGUGUUUCCGGUAAAGUCUUGUUGGUGGUGCAAAACGUUAUUCCGAUUUGCAAAUCGAUGACCGAGGAGACAGAGGCCUUUGAAGCCAAGGCGGAUGUUCCUUUGACUAUUCAGACUGAACUUCCCGAACUCAAAACCCGAUUUACGAAUGCUUUGAAACAGCUCAUCUCGGCCACGGAACUGCAUGCACGAAGCAUGGGACUCAGUCCCGUGUGCCUACUGGACGCUGCAGCUAGCCAUUUAACGGCUGCCGUAGUCGAUCUUGUCAAGCUUGUCGGGAUGGCUCCGAGCACUGACGAAGAAGAAAAACAGGAAGUCCAGAAUGACGCAAAAAAGACAGAAUCAACGGAGAAAAACGUGGAUGAACCGGCGAAAACUAGUACGGAACCCGUGGCGAGAAAGAAUGGAAUCUUGCCGCCCGAUGAACUUGUAGCCUACUUGCGCAGUGAAACAGGAAAAGUGGUGCAGAAUAUCCAAGGUUUACUAGCGGCAUUACGGUCGACGCAUGGACCCAAUAACGAAGCGUAUUCCAUUAUCAGCAAGAUCAUCCAUAGUGUAAUGAAUGUCAAUACGAAAGCGCAAGAUACGUUCAAUUCAUCUUUGGGCAUGACGUACCGUACCCAAGGAGAUUUAAUAUUAAUGGAUCUUCAAGCGUCCAGUGAAAAGUUGUUACGGCUGCGGGAUACCUCAUUUGUGAAACCCGACACGGCCUCAUCCACUGCAAAACGAGACUUGGCAAAAGAAGCUUACGAAGUUGCCAAAUACAUCAAAGAACUCAUUCAUAUUUUCAAAUAAAAAAAAGGUCAUUUAUAUUCAUUACCCUUUUCGUUGGCAUGAACUACUUGAAGCCAGCUUUACAAGUGGCACUGUCAUACCGUACUGUGCCGUUCCAAGGCGAUGGACAACAUCUUACCUAGAAUAUCAAGAAAAUCGGCGCUGACGAUCGACCUGAAAUCCACGCCAUAUCAUAUGACGAUGUUUCCAUCUUAACGUGAUUGGAGACUUCUGCUUGGAGCAAGGUAAAAUAAAAAUGAGGAUAUCGUCUUUAGUAUUAUUUAGGCAUUCGAAAAAAAAGGAGUGGGAUCUAAUAGACUAGUAAGAAAUGCACUACUUUUUUGUAGGAAAAUUAGAUAAGUGUGUA